Molecule: messenger RNA, 1049 nt
Organism: Heteronotia binoei (common prickly gecko)
Lineage: Eukaryota; Metazoa; Chordata; Lepidosauria; Squamata; Gekkonidae
Gene: SGCB
Product: sarcoglycan beta
Exons: 6
Coding region: 59-1024 (321 amino acids)
Biological process (GO): muscle organ development
Cellular component (GO): sarcolemma; sarcoglycan complex
Source: RefSeq, a predicted model, not a curated record
GCGCCCAGGCUGGCUGGCGGGCUCCCCCUUCAGGACAAGGCGCGGGAAGGAGCCGAAGAUGGCGGCCACCGCUGCAGCCGCAGCCACCGCCUCGGAACAGCAAAGCUCUAAUGGUCCCGUGAAGAAGUCCAUGCGUGAGAAGGCUGUAGAGCGGAGGAAUGUUAACAAGGAACAUAACAGCAACUUCAAGGCUGGAUAUAUCCCCAUUGAUGAAGAUCGGCUGCACAAAACUGGCUUACGGGGCCGAAAAGGCAAUUUGGCUAUUUGUGUGAUCAUUCUCCUUUUUAUAUUGGCUGUUAUCAAUUUGAUUAUCACGCUCAUCAUCUGGGCGGUGAUUCGUAUUGGGCCCAGUGGCUGUGACAGCAUGGAGUUUCAUGAGAGCGGCUUACUGCGAUUUAAACAAGACUCUGACAUGGGAAUUAUACAUCCAUUGUACAAGAGCACAGUGGGCGGCCGGCGAAAUGAAGAUUUGGUGAUUGUUGGAGAGAACCAGCCAAUUGUGUUUCAGCAAGGGGAAACAAAACUCAGUGUUGAAACAGAUAAAACUUUAAUUACCAGUGAUAUUGGUAUGGAAUUUGUUGACCCACGGACGCAGAACACAUUGUUCAGCACAGACUACAAUACUCAUGAAUUUCAUCUGCCAAGUGGAGUGAAGACUUUGAAUGUCCAAAGAGCGUCUACAGAGAGGAUUACCAGUAAUGCUACCAGUGAUCUAAAUAUAAAGACUGAUGAGCGUGUAGUUGUCCGUGGAAAUGAAGGCGUUUUCAUUAUGGGCAAAACCAUCGAGUUUCAUAUGGGAGGCGAUCUGGAACUAAGGGCAGACAACAGCAUUAUCCUAAAUGGAAGUGUGGUACUCAAUACAUCCCGACUGCCAAGUUAUUCUUACGGAGAACAGUUUAACAACGGCAACUGGGAGCGCUACAAGCUUUGCAUGUGUUUGGAUGGGACUCUAUUCCGUGUUCCAGUGAAGAGCCGCAACAUGGGCUGUCAAACCUCAGUUAAUCCGUGUGGUAAUACGUAUUAAAGGCAAAGGCAGAACAUGACUGAAA